UUAUUGCGGUUUCAAAAACACGCUUUUUGUCAACUAUUAAUUUCCUAUUGAAACGUGGAAUAAAUUUGCUAACUAACCAAUAAAAUUUUUGAGAAGGAAGUUGUCAAGAAAGGCUAAACCGGUUCCUUAAAACCAAAAAACGGUAAAUUUACAUCUCAGAAUAAUAUUUUCAGUUUCCCCUAAUUUCGACCCUAUACUUUAUAGAUUUAUUUGCAGUCCCAAAUUUUUUCCAAGAAGUUGAAAUUAAGUACCCUAAUAAUUUAAUAUUUAUCUGGUUUUUAAAAAGUGUUACUGUAUAUCUAUAACAGAUAAAAUCUAAGAUUAAUAUUUUUUCCAUUUCAAAUUAAACAUCUAGAUAAAUUUUUUAAUUAUAUAUCAUAGUUUUUCACUAAUUUAUCUUUUAUGUAAAUUUAAAAUUAUAAAAAUUUAUAAUCAAAUACAAAUAAAAUUAAAGAUUUAACUAUUUUCAGUUUGUGUAAAAAUAUUUAAAGACAACUAAUUUAAACCCGAAGUAGUUAACUGCAUUAGUCUCAUUGUCUGGAAAAAAUAACAGAAAAAAACGAAAUAAAAACAGACUUUAGGGGCACAUAUGAAACAGAAUAAAGAUAGCGGAUACUUCGUUCGCUUUUCCUACAACCUAUAAAUUUGACGCAACUUGGGAACGAAAUCUUCAUCAUCAUUUGUCUACAUCUCUUCUCUCUCUUCACGAGAAAGAGAACAAGAAAAAAUAAAAAAAUAAAGAUAAAAAGAUCAUUCAAGAAUGGGGAAAUACACGGAGAUGUUGGAUGCAGGGGUGAGAAUAGCGGCGAGGUUUCAUUCUCACUGUCCUCAGACGGCGCGUCUCUAUUACCAUCCUCCUUCCGACAGCCAUCAUCACCAUCAUGGUGUCACCGAUUUAAUGGGAGGUGGAGUUUUGGGUGGGUCGGGUCAAGAUUCUACCGGGUUGGUUGGUGAGUUAGGAGGAUCCGGAACUGCUUCUGGUUGCGGCCUCAAGGCUUCUCAAGGUCAAGGGUCUGAAGAUGCCAGGGAUCUCUUGUUAUUCUCUGUUGUUUGAUUGAUUUAUCACAAAAAAAUAAUAUAAAUAUUAUAGAAUUAUUAUAACUUUUUUGGUUGAAGAAGAGAUUUGAUGAGCCAAUGUUUUGAUAUUUUCAAGUUUUUUUUUCUGUUGUUUUAUUAUUGCAAAAAAUGUUCCUAUGAAUUUUGUGAUACAUUGUAACAAUCUCUGGAUUCCAAAAAGUUAUUGGAUGUUAAUGAGAAUUUGAUUAUUAUUUUCUUUG
This is a messenger RNA of Brassica rapa (field mustard), 1277 nucleotides long. RefSeq lists its product as uncharacterized. NCBI's taxonomy places the organism in Eukaryota, Viridiplantae, Streptophyta, Magnoliopsida, Brassicales, Brassicaceae. The record is from RefSeq and is a predicted model, not a curated record.